This is a messenger RNA of Galendromus occidentalis (western predatory mite), 1607 nucleotides long. RefSeq names its product RAS oncogene family member Rab11. The coding region runs from base 356 to 1012 and encodes 218 amino acids. Lineage: Eukaryota; Metazoa; Arthropoda; Arachnida; Mesostigmata; Phytoseiidae. The record is from RefSeq and is a predicted model, not a curated record. The transcript has 5 exons. Gene Ontology annotation, molecular function: GTPase activity; GTP binding.
ACGCUCGGAACUUCGAGAGAGGUUCACAGGUGAUAUUAGUGCCGUCUUCUCGCCGAGGUGCCCUCCGAGACCGACCAGAAUACGGUUCGAGCCUAGAAGCCGGCAGCGCGCGAAAAUUCGAACCGGUGCCGUGUGGCUCUGUGCGGCCGCCUACGUUCCAAGAUUUAGCUUUGAUGUAAACACAAGCAUUUGUGACUCAUGAUUUUUCAAGUUUCCUGAUUUUUUCGGAAUAUCUGUGAAGAUCCGGUGGCCUGUGAACACCCAGGCUCCGCAGGCCUCUCAGGAAGACGUUAAGGGAAAAGUCACUUCUACUUCUGCUGAAUCGACGAGCACGGAAUCUGUUUGAAUUUUAGAAAUGGCGCGAACAGAAGAUGAAUACGACUAUCUUUUCAAAGUCGUUCUUAUUGGCGAUUCGGGCGUGGGCAAGAGUAACUUGCUAUCGCGGUUUACUCGGAACGAGUUCAACCUGGAGUCGAAGUCGACCAUCGGUGUUGAGUUUGCGACGCGUUCCAUCCAGGUAGAAGGCAAAACUGUGAAAGCUCAAAUUUGGGACACAGCUGGUCAGGAGCGAUACCGUGCCAUCACGUCGGCCUACUACAGGGGAGCCGUGGGCGCUCUUCUGGUUUAUGAUAUCGCCAAGCACAUCACCUAUGAACACGUCGAACGGUGGCUGAAGGAACUCAGGGACCACGCCGACCAUCACAUUGUCAUCAUGCUUGUAGGCAACAAAAACGAUCUUAGGCAUCUCAGAGCGGUUCCUACCGACGAGGCCAAGGCGUUCGCCGAGAAGAACAACCUCAAUUUCAUCGAGACCUCAGCUUUGGACAGCACUAACGUGGAGUCGGCCUUCCAGCAAAUUUUGACCGACAUCUACCACAUCGUAUCACGCAAGCAGAUGGCCAACGAUGGCGAUGCGGACAUUGCUGCGCUCAAAAACGAAAACAAGAUCACGAUUCCUCCAAAUGAGAGUCGCAAAGACCCGCCAGCAUCGAAAAAGUGCUGCAACCAGUAAUGAGUAACCUAGGUUACGAUUCUAUGAGGAGGUCUAUCGCAAAAACAAUGGAGCUACCAUCAUCAUCUACAGCAACGCUCAGCGUGGCCGCGGCGGCAACAACUACAACCUGAAAGGAACACAUGGGGAAAAAAGCCGGUGGUUGAAGCAAGAGCGUUGCGGAUUUCGAUGAUCGGGAAGAGGAGACCUGGUUGAACAGGAAAGCAGACGGACGUGCCGAAUGAUAUGAGCCGCUGCUGGAACUGACUUUGUAGUUGAGGCACUUUUUCAUAAAAAUACAAAAAGAGGAGAAAACAAAACGUAUACGUGAGAGGAGACGACCGCUGCAGACAGCUUAAAGUCGUCCACAACAUCACCAAAGGAAGUUCUCGGAGAGCCUUUGGACUCAGAGUCAACAUCGAAACGACGAAAAAAUUACGAAGAAUUCAAAGCCGGUGGAGACGGUGACCGCCUCUGACCACCAAAACUUCUAUCAAUUGCGAUUAGUCUGAACGGAGGAGAAUUAGGGAACAUGCCGGAGGAAACCAAGGAGAUAAUACUUAGAACCGAGAUAUUUUGUUAACAAUAAAAACUACAGGCUGACGCAUUUCUCAAA